Colletotrichum spaethianum is the source of this 264-nucleotide messenger RNA. RefSeq names its product mitochondrial import inner membrane translocase subunit TIM13. Lineage: Eukaryota; Fungi; Ascomycota; Sordariomycetes; Glomerellales; Glomerellaceae. Bases 1 to 264 code for a protein of 87 amino acids. The record is from RefSeq and is a predicted model, not a curated record. The transcript is spliced from 2 exons.
AUGGACUCCGACUCUGUCAAAAAGGCUGUUAUGCAGCAGGUCCUCCAGGAGGCAAACCUGGCCAACGCGCGUGUUCUCAUCGAGAAACUCCAGGAGAACUGCUUCGAGAAGUGCGUUCCCAAGCCCGGCAGCUCCCUAUCCAGCGGCGAGACGACAUGCAUGACCUCGUGCAUGGAGAAGUACAUGUCGGCAUGGAACCAGGUCAACAACGCAUACAUCAACCGGAUAAAGCAGGAGUCUGGCAACACCAACAGGUCCUUUUAA